AUGCCGUAUGAGUAUACCAUGUCGUAUUUUUUAUAUCCAAGGGAGAGAUAUUUUGAAAAUGUUAUUCUCGACGCAAAGAAACAAAGUGAAAAGCAUAUCGAAGAACCACAAGGACAGACAGAGUUUGAAAGACAAAAUCUUCUUCUGGGCCUCAAACGUAUCGGCAGCAGAAAAAUUUAUGAAAUACGUGCCAUGAGUUUUAUCAUUUAUUAUGGUCAUCUCGAUUUACUGAAAUAUUUUGUGGAAUUUAUUGUCAGGCAUAAUCAGGAUAAAUCUGUCAUUUUUGGAUCUACACAGGAAGAACAAGUAAGAUUACUCGUAUUGGCAUGUUAUAAUGGAAAUCUAAGUAUAGUUAAAAUCCUGAUAGAAGAUGUCGGGAAAGCAGGCAUUAACAAGAUGCCUAUGGGGGAAAUCAAACCAAUUGACAAUCGUCACAGAUGCAUAACCCCCGUGAUUGCCGCAUGCUUAAGAAUGAAUCAUGAUGUUGUUAAAUAUCUUUAUGAUAAUGGAGCAGAUUUUAAUCCCCCAAACAGUAUAUAUCCUGCUUUGUGGGUACCAGCAGGAAUUGGGGACCUUGAAACAGUAAUCAAAUUACUUAAUUUUGGUGCUAAUUGUAACGAAUGUGAUAUUAGAGGAUGCUCUCCCUUGGCUUUGGCGUCAAAAUUUGGUCACGAACAUAUCGUAGAAAAACUUAUCGGGCACAGUGCAGAAAUAAAUAUGUGUGAUAUCCGAGGUAAGUCGCCUCUCUAUUUGGCUUCAAUGAAUGGCCAUCAUCUUAUUGUAAAACAGCUUAUUCGAAGGAAGGGUAUCAUCAACAACACAGAUAUUCACGGUCAGACAUCUCUACACUUAGCAUCACAAAAUGGUCAUUUGUCCGUUGUAGAGACAUUGAUUGAGCACGGUGCGGAUUGUGACCUCUCUGAUAAAAAUAACUUGACACCUCUCCAUAGAGCAGCAUUAAGAGGCCACACUUCCCUUGUAAACAAGUUAAUAAAGCAUGCUGCUGACAUCAACAAGUGUGAUAAUCAUGACCAGUCAGCAUUAUAUCUAGCCUCAUGGAAAGGACAUCUAUCUGUUGUAGAAAAACUCAUUGAACGUGAUGCUGACAUCAACAAGUGUAAUAUGAAAGAACAGUCGCCUUUACAUUUAGCGUCUAGAGAGGGUCAUUUAUCAGUAGUUGAAAAACUAAUAGAACAUGCUGCUGACGUCACAAAGGGCCACCUUCCUGUGGUCCAAGCACUUAUUCGGCACGGUGCUGUUGUGAACAUAAGUGAUAUUCAGGGUCGUUCAUCUCUGUAUCUAGCGUCAUUGGAAGGUCAUUUAACUGUUGUAAAAAAACUUAUUGACUUCGGCGCAGAUAUCAACAAUACUGAUAUUCACGGUCAGACAUCUCUACAUUUAGCAUCACAAAAUGGGCAUUUGUCAGUCGUAGACACAUUAUUCGAGCAUGGUGCAGAUUGUGACCUCUGCGAUAAAAAUAACUUAACACCUCUUCAUAGAGCAGCAUUUAGAGGUCACGCUUCUGUUGUAAACAAGUUGACAAAGCAUGUUUCAGACAUCGACAAGUGUGAUAAUCAUGGUCAGUCAUCAUUAUAUCUAGCAUCUUCCGAGGGCCAUUGUGCUGCUGUUCACAAACUUAUUGAACACGGUGCCGAAAUUAAUAAGUGUAAUGUGGAAGGUCAAACGCCUCUACAUAUAGCAUCAUCAAAAGGCCAUCUUCCUGUUGUAGAAAAGCUAAUCGAGAGUGAAGCUGACAUCAACAAGUGUGAUAUGAAAGAACAGUCGCCUUUACAUUUAGCGUCUAUAGAAGGUCAUUUAUCAGUAGUUGAAAAACUAAUAAAAAAUGGCGCUGACGUCAAGAAGAUUGACCUACAGGGUCUAUCAUGUCUUCAUUUAGCAUCACAACAUGGCCAUUUACCUGUUGUCGAAAUAUUAUUAGCUUAUAUCGCUUCCUGUUUCAGAAAUGAUAAAAAUGACAUAGCACCCCAAGGUCUUUCGUCAAAAAGUAACUAUAUGCCUGUUGUAAAAGAAUUCAUAAACAACAAACGUGAUAUUCAUGGAAGGAUAUCUCUAUUUUUAGCAUCAUCAAAUGGUUAUUGUUCUAUUGUAGAAAAACAUAUUGAGUACGGUGCUGACCUAAAUAUGUGUGAUAAUUAUGGUCAGUCGUCUUUACAUAUAGCUUCACAGAAUGGUCAUUUGUCUGUCGUAGAAGCAUUAAUCUCGAACAGUGCCGACUGUAAUCUAUGCGAUAAAGAUAGAAUUACACCUCUUCAUCGAGCGUCAUUCAAUGGAUAUGCUUCCAUUGCUGAAACACUACUGGAACAUGGUGCCAAUAUCAAUAGUCUUGAUAUAAAUGAUAAGUCAUCUAUAUAUUUAGCUUCAUUGAAAGGUCAUCUUCCUGUUGUAGAAAAACUUAUCGAACACAAUGUUAACCUCAACAUGUGCAAUAUUCGCGGUUUGUCAUCUUUGCACAUAGCAUCAAACAAUGGUCAUUUGUUCGUUGUAGAUACACUAAUAAAGCACGGUGCUGAAAUUGAUUGUUGUGAUAAAAAAAGAUUAACACGCCUACAUUUUGCAUCAUUAGGAGGUCACUAUUCUGUUGUAGAAAAAUUAUUAAAACAUGGUUCCUCAAUUAAUAUGGUUGAUAUUAAUGGUAAGUCACCUUUAAUGUUAGCCUCAUGGAGAGGCCAUCUUACUGUUGUUCAAAAGCUUAUUGAGCAUGGUGCCGACAUCAACAUGAGCGAUGCAUCUGGAAGAUCAGCUCUAACCUUAGCGUCACGGAAAGGACAUCUUCAUGUUGAAGAAAAACUUCUUGAACGCGGUGCAGAUAUCAACAAAUGUAAUUUGUAG
Saccostrea cuccullata (small rock oyster) is the source of this 2850-nucleotide messenger RNA. RefSeq names its product serine/threonine-protein phosphatase 6 regulatory ankyrin repeat subunit B-like. The record is from RefSeq and is a predicted model, not a curated record. Bases 1 to 2850 code for a protein of 949 amino acids. Gene Ontology annotation, molecular function: protein binding. Lineage: Eukaryota; Metazoa; Mollusca; Bivalvia; Ostreida; Ostreidae. The transcript has 2 exons. Gene Ontology annotation, cellular component: nucleus; cytoplasm.